GAGAACAGGUCAUCUCAUAACCACCAUGGAUUUUAUACAAGCAGACUACUAGCAUCCAUGAUGCACCGUCAACUUCAAUUUAUGACUCACUUGUUGCCUCCAGCACCAUGGAUGAUGCUGCAAUCCUUAAAAACAGAGGCUACAUCCUGGGGACUAUUCUGGGAGAAGGGUCUUAUGCUAAAGUGAAAUCUGCCUACGCUGAAAAAAUGAAAUUUGAUGUAGCAGUAAAAAUCAUAGACCGCAAAAAAGCUCCUCCUGACUUCCUAGAAAAGUUUCUCCCCAGGGAACUAGAUAUUUUAGGAAAGGUGAGGCACCGCUCCAUUAUCAAGACCUAUGAGAUAUUAGAGACCUCUGAAAGCAGAGUCUACAUUGUGAUGGAGCUUGCUGCAAAAGGUGACCUACUGGAGUUCAUCAAAAGUAAAGGAGCAAUGACUGAGGAUGUAGUUCGCAAGAUGUUUUGUCAACUGUGCACCGCCAUUAAGUAUUGCCACGAUCUGGAUUUUGUCCACAGGGAUUUGAAAUGUGAGAACAUACUUCUAGAUAAGGACUGCAACAUCAGACUAUCGGACUUCGGCUUUUCCAAACAACUGAGUCGGGAUCAAAAUGGGAAAGUUAUUCCCAGUCAAACUUUUUGUGGUUCUGCAGCAUAUGCCGCCCCUGAAGUUCUACAGGGCAUUCCCUAUCAACCCAAGAUUUCUGACAUAUGGUGUCUGGGUGUCGUUCUGUUUAUAAUGGUCUGUGGAUCGAUGCCAUAUGAUGACUCAAAUAUUAGAAAGAUGCUCAGGAUGCAGAAGGAACACAGAGUGCACUUCCCCAGGUCUAAAAACCUGACAGUUGAAUGCAAGGAUCUAAUUUACCGCAUGCUGCAGCCAGAUGUGAGUCGGAGGUUGCGCAUUGAAGAGGUUUUGAGUCACAUUUGGAUGCAAACUCCAAAAUCUCAAGCUCCUUCAGGAACUUUGGCUGCAAAGGAAGAUGAGCAUUUGCAGAAUCUAGAAAAGGUAAAGUCAGAACAACAGUAGGAAUCUGAGCUCCCAGUGUAACUAGACAACAAACCUAAGUCUAAAGCAACUGCUAAACUGAAUAUAGUGCCAGAAACAGAGGAUGCAGUGAACCAGGAGGAGCAUGCAGAGGUCAAUGAUCUUGCAGACCAAAUGUGAAGAACAGAGAUAAAAAUGGCAGCAAUUAAAGAUCUAACUGCCAACAUAGCUCUCACACAAGUUACGAGUCAGGGCAG
This is a messenger RNA of Gavialis gangeticus (Gharial), 1234 nucleotides long. RefSeq names its product testis-specific serine/threonine-protein kinase 2-like. The transcript has a single exon. NCBI's taxonomy places the organism in Eukaryota, Metazoa, Chordata, Crocodylia, Gavialidae. Gene Ontology annotation, cellular component: cytoplasm. Bases 108 to 1019 code for a protein of 303 amino acids. The record is from RefSeq and is a predicted model, not a curated record. Gene Ontology annotation, biological process: protein phosphorylation; microtubule cytoskeleton organization; intracellular signal transduction. Gene Ontology annotation, molecular function: protein serine/threonine kinase activity; ATP binding; tau-protein kinase activity.